CCCGCCCGGCGCCUCUUCGAUGAUUGCGCCAUGCUCAGCUCCAGCUGCGGCUACGGGCUGGGCCCCGAGGACGAGGACGGGCUGGUGAGGGGGCUGUCGGUGCUCAGCAACCUGGCCAACCAGCUCUACUACCCCUGCGAGCACGUGGCCUGGGCAGCUGAUGCUGGGAUCGUCCGUGUGGGCUCUCAGAAGUGGUGGACGCUGAGCACGGGGCUCUGGGCCUUCUCCCUGCUCCUGGGAAUCCUGCGAUCCCUGAGAGUCUUGUUCCAGUUAAGAAGAAAGCUGAGGCAGCACGAGGGUGCUGCUUCACCUCCCAGCCCGAAGGGGGUCAAAGCCCAAGUGAAGGCUGAAGUUUUGAGCAUCCUCACAGACCUGGCAGAUCUCUCCAACGCCAUCCACUGGCUGCCUCCAGGAUUUCUUUGGGCUGGACGCUUCCCUCCCUGGCUAGUAGGUCUCCUGGGAACAGUAUCUUCCCUGAUUGGCAUCUACCAAGCGUCUAGAGGAGGAAAUUCUGAAGCUGAAUAA
Messenger RNA from Chaetura pelagica (chimney swift), 525 nucleotides. RefSeq names its product peroxisomal biogenesis factor 11 gamma (gene PEX11G). NCBI's taxonomy places the organism in Eukaryota, Metazoa, Chordata, Aves, Apodiformes, Apodidae. The record is from RefSeq and is a predicted model, not a curated record. Gene Ontology annotation, cellular component: peroxisomal membrane. The annotation marks the transcript as partial. Gene Ontology annotation, biological process: peroxisome fission. The transcript has 4 exons.